Messenger RNA from Lipotes vexillifer (Yangtze River dolphin), 1386 nucleotides. RefSeq names its product osteoclast stimulating factor 1 (gene OSTF1). Gene Ontology annotation, molecular function: protein binding. The record is from RefSeq and is a predicted model, not a curated record. Gene Ontology annotation, biological process: signal transduction. Lineage: Eukaryota; Metazoa; Chordata; Mammalia; Artiodactyla; Lipotidae. Bases 217 to 861 code for a protein of 214 amino acids. The transcript is spliced from 10 exons.
ACAGCUCUGUCGGCCGCGGGGCGGGGCAGGGCACUUCGCCGAGCUUCUCUGCUUGCCUCUGCUCGUCCGACUGACCAGGGUGGACGCAGGUCCUUGAAGGCGCACCACUGCAAACCAGACAUAAAGAAACUCUGAGGCGCCUGGAGUGCCGGCUGGAGGGGCGUUCGGUUGGCUUUUCGUGCGUGGUCUUUAGAAUCAGCCUCUCCAGGAAGAGAGAUGUCGAAGCCGCCACCCAAACCGGUCAAACCAGGGCAAGUUAAAGUGUUCAGAGCUCUUUAUACGUUUGAACCCAGAACUCCAGAUGAAUUGUACUUUGAAGAAGGUGAUAUUAUCUACAUUACUGACAUGAGUGAUACCAAUUGGUGGAAAGGCACCUCCAAAGGCAGGACGGGACUAAUCCCAAGCAACUAUGUGGCUGAGCAGGCAGAAUCCAUUGACAAUCCAUUGCAUGAAGCUGCAAAAAGAGGCAACUUGAGUUGGUUGAGAGAGUGUUUGGACAACCGAGUAGGUGUUAAUGGCUUGGACAAAGCUGGAAGCACCGCCCUGUACUGGGCUUGUCACGGGGGUCACAAAGAUAUAGUGGAAAUGCUAUUUACUCAACCAAACAUUGAACUGAACCAACAGAACAAGUUGGGAGACACAGCUUUGCAUGCUGCUGCUUGGAAGGGUUAUGCAGAUAUUGUCCAGUUGCUUCUGGCAAAAGGUGCUAGAACAGACUUAAGAAACAAUGAGAAGAAGCUGGCCCUGGACAUGGCUACUAAUGCUGCCUGUGCAUCUCUCCUGAAAAAGAAACAGGGAACAGAUGCAGUCCGAACAUUAAGCAAUGCCGAGGACUAUCUUGAUGAUGAAGACUCAGAUUAAUUCCUUUCCAGAGCUUUGAGAUCUAAAACUUGUGUUGCUUUUGCCAUUUCAAAACCUUGUCUUUGCCAGAAGAGUGUUGGUAACUGUAAAAAAAAGAAAAAAGAAAAAAGAAAAAGUCUAUAUGAACGUGGCAGUAUUGCACUGUUUGAAUAAAACAUGUAAAUGAAUACUUCUCACCUUCAGUUUGCCAAUAAGUGACUGGAUAUUUUGCUGUAUAAAGUACAUUUUUGUUCACCAGAGUAGAACAAGAAGAGAUUAUUUCUAUUUAUCAAGCUUAAAGGAAUUUUAAGAAUUUUUUUCUUUAAAAAAAAUCGGGAUUUUUUUUUUUUAAAGUUCUUUACCUCAAGAAUUGAGAUAUUUUGAAUGGAUUUUUCAAGGGGGGAAUGCUUAUUAUAAUAAUAAACCGAAAGACUUAAUAGAAAAUCGUCAGCUAUUCUGACAAAAAUAAACAUUUUAAGAGACUUUAUUUCCUUUGUUUUGUGGUAUCACUCUUUGCUGGUAAAUAAAUAAAGCUUUUUAUAUUUA